ACCUUACACCCUUCCUAAUAUUUUCUCAGUGCGAACAAGAAAAUAGCAUUAGAUAAAUUUUGACUUCCAUGUCUGCAGCUCAAACCAAGUCUUCUCUCUCUCUCUCUAAAGUUGAAUUCUUCAUGGCUUAAUCUCAAGAGUUCCAGCUUUGUAUUUGUAUUGGUUUUACAAAAUGUUUGAUAGUGGCUCGAAGACCCAAUAUCUUGGUGGACAGAGGGAAAAGUUUUUAAGGUUGGAUGACUUGGACUCGAGACUGUCAUCCCCAUCAGCCUUGGUUGCAACAAACAAAUGUGGCUUCAGCAUUGACGGUUUAGGCCGUUCUGGACAUACAACUACCAAGUCUAAGUCGUUCAAGAGAGGAAUGAUGAAAGGGUCUGAAGGACUCAAGUCAAUCGGACGAUCACUGGGCUUUGGCGUUUCUCCGGCAGUGUUUCCAGAAGAUCUUAAUGCAUCUGAGAAGAAGAUAUUUGACCCUCAGGACAAAUUUCUUCUACUUUGGAACAAACUUUUUGUCAUAUCAUGUAUUCUAGCUGUGUCUGUGGAUCCACUGUUUUUCUUUCUUCCUGUUUUUGAUAAAUCAUCAAAAUGCCUAGGGAUGGACCGAAAGCUAGCUAUCACAGCUACAACUUUGCGCACAAUUAUUGAUGCAUUUUAUCUCAUUCACAUGGCUCUCCAAUUCCGGACGGCUUAUAUUGCCCCAUCAUCACGAGUUUUUGGAAGAGGUGAACUUGUCAUAGAUUCUGCACAAAUCGCUAAAAGAUACUUACGAUGCUAUUUCAUCAUAGAUUUUCUCUCGGUGCUUCCCCUACCACAGGUUGUUGUCUGGAGAUUUCUGCAGAGAUCAAAUGGCUCAGAUGUACUGGCUACAAAACAAGCGCUUUUUUUUAUCAUUUUGCUUCAAUAUUUCCCUAGAUUUAUUCGAAUUUUGCCCUUAAGUUCGGAACUGAAAAGGACUACUGGUGUUUUUGCUGAAACUGCAUGGGCUGGUGCUGUGAAUUAUUUGCUGUUGUACAUGCUGGCUAGUCAUAUAGUUGGGGCUUUCUGGUAUGUAUUAUCAGUGGAGCGAAACGAUACAUGCUGGCAAAAAGCUUGUAAACAUAAUGCUACAUGUAACACUGAUUUCUUGUAUUGUGGGAACGAGAAGAUGAGUGGCUACGAGGCCUGGGGUAACAUCAGCAAUUCAGUUCUAAAUUCAUCUUGCCCUGUAGAUAUUGAUAACAAUCCACCAUUUGAUUUUGGAAUCUUUAAGAAGGCUUUGUCAUCUGACAUAGUUUCAUCAAAAAACUUUUUGUCGAAAUAUUGCUACUGUCUCUGGUGGGGACUGCAAAAUUUGAGUACACUUGGCCAGGGACUUGAAACCAGCACCUUCCCAGGGGAGUCUAUAUUCAGCAUUGCAUUAGCCAUUUUUGGCCUCAUUCUUUUUGCUCUAUUGAUUGGAAACAUGCAGACAUAUCUCCAGUCUCUUACUAUUCGACUUGAGGAGAUGAGAGUCAAAAGGCGCGACUCAGAGCAAUGGAUGCAUCAUCGCUUGCUCCCACCAGAUCUUAGGGGAAGGGUUAGAAAGUAUGAUCAAUACAAAUGGUUGGAAACACGUGGAGUAGAUGAAGAGAGUUUGGUUCAGAGUCUACCAAAGGAUCUUAGAAGAGACAUAAAGCGCCAUCUUUGUCUGGCUUUGGUCAAGAGGGUUCCGCUGUUUGAGAAUAUGGACGAGAGGUUGCUAGAUGCCAUAUGUGAAAGACUGAAACCCUGUCUAUAUACUGAAAAUACUUACAUCGUUCGAGAAGGAGAUCCAGUUGAUGAAAUGCUAUUCAUCAUACGUGGGCGUCUAGAAAGUGUGACAACGGAUGGAGGGAGAAGUGGUUUUUUCAACCGCAGUUUGCUAAAAGAGGGAGAUUUUUGUGGUGAAGAACUUCUAACUUGGGCACUGGAUCCCAAAUCCGGUUCCAACCUACCAUCUUCUACUCGAACAGUGAAGGCAUUGAUGGAGGUUGAGGCUUUCGCCCUAACAGCCGAUGAACUAAAAUUUGUUGCAGGUCAGUUCAGACGACUUCACAGCAGACAGGUUCAACACACCUUCCGGUUCUAUUCACAGCAGUGGAGGACUUGGGCCGCGUGCUUUAUCCAAGCAGCCUGGAGGCGGCACUGCAAAAGGAAACUUCUGGAGCUUCAUAGGAAGGAAGAAGCAGCUGAAGAGUUAGCUAAGGCCAGCACGAACGCCGGUGGAGGCUCAUAUAGCAUUGGUGCGACGUUCUUGGCAACAAGAUUUGCAGCAAAUGCUCUCAGGGGAGUACACAGAAAUCGGAAUCUUAAGAGUGCUCGGGAAUUGGUGAAACUCCAAAAGCCACCGGAGCCCGACUUUACUGCCGAUGCAGAUUGAUUUGUCUUCGAACCUCUAAGUUGAUUAAAUGACUCUUCUACGCGAGAAUGUUAUGGUCAUGUGUCUCAUUAGGACAUUAUGUAACUAAAUAUGCUUGAUUUGGUCUCUUCCCCUUUGUUCUUGGUUCCUUUACUCUGUAUUUAUAAAAUGUAAAAAGUAAGCAUUUUCUACUUUAUAAAUUGUGUAUCAGCUUGGACCCUCAAUGAUUUAUGAGCUAUUAAGAAAAACACUAUUCUCUGGAA
Molecule: messenger RNA, 2619 nt
Organism: Olea europaea var. sylvestris
Lineage: Eukaryota; Viridiplantae; Streptophyta; Magnoliopsida; Lamiales; Oleaceae
Product: probable cyclic nucleotide-gated ion channel 5
Exons: 8
Coding region: 173-2377 (734 amino acids)
Biological process (GO): transmembrane transport; potassium ion transport
Cellular component (GO): membrane
Molecular function (GO): protein binding; voltage-gated potassium channel activity
Source: RefSeq, a predicted model, not a curated record